This is a messenger RNA of Phragmites australis (common reed), 1073 nucleotides long. RefSeq lists its product as uncharacterized. NCBI's taxonomy places the organism in Eukaryota, Viridiplantae, Streptophyta, Magnoliopsida, Poales, Poaceae. The coding region runs from base 149 to 784 and encodes 211 amino acids. Gene Ontology annotation, molecular function: protein binding. The transcript has 6 exons. The record is from RefSeq and is a predicted model, not a curated record.
UUCCCCCACUUCGCCCUCGCUCCCCCUCGCUCUCUUCCCUUCCGCGGUUCCGCCUCCCUCUAGGCCUCCACCCUGCGUCGGCUCGAAACCCUAGACCUACCCUCCGCCCCUCGUGCGGAGAGAGGAUUUGCGAGAGACACGGAGGGAGAUGUACGCGGACCAGAUCUCCACCGGCCGCAAGCGCUCCAUCCACGAGCGCCUCGACGCCGACCUCCCCGCCGGCUCGGGCGCCGGCGGCCGGGCCCGUCACACGGCGUCCAAGAGGCAACGACAGAUCGACGAAAAAUGGAAGCAUGAUCUGUAUCGGGAAGACGAUGAACCAGCUUCAAAAUCAAUUGAUCCAAGGGAUUUGCGAUUGAAGCUUCAGGGGAGAAGCUCUCAGCAAGGCUUUACUGGCACAAAGGGUUCUGGGGUACGUGAUCUACGUGAGAAGCUAUCUGGAACAAUGCAUCCACAGCCAUCAAAUGCUGGCCCUCCAAAACCAAAGCCACAAUCGGAGGUUGUCAAAAUCACAAGGCGUGAAAAUGCUGAUGAAAUGACUGCGCGCCAAACUAAGAAAUCAUCAAAACAGACUUCAUCCAAGAAGACAUCUCAGCCAAAGGUCGAAAGUCCACUCGACAGUUUCCUGAGUUCACUUGGACUUGAGAAGUAUUCAAUUACCUUCCAGGCAGAGGAGGUUGACAUGGCAGCCCUAAGGCACAUGACUGACGGUGAUCUGAAGGCUUUGGGCAUUCCAAUGGGUCCUCGGAAGAAGAUUAUCCUUGCCUUGGAAUCAAGAGCAUAGGGCUGAAGGAGUAUCAUGUAGAAAGGUGGGAGAGAUUUGGUAGUGCUCAUCUGCAGGUUUGGCAAACUCUUGUAUCCGCAUGUCUUCGAAAGGGUACAGGUACACAACAAUGUGGGCUUCUUGUAAUGCAUGCUCUGUCCUGUUGAGCAUACUCAACUAAGUUUAGGAUGUUUAGAAGGCUAAUGCUGUAAGAUUAUUAGUCUCCUGUUAAUUGUCUGGGAAAGUGCCGGCCAGACAAAUUAUUAGGAUUUUUAUGUAUACUAUCAUAUCAUUACAUUCCUUUUUCUUC